Molecule: messenger RNA, 5238 nt
Organism: Hermetia illucens (black soldier fly)
Lineage: Eukaryota; Metazoa; Arthropoda; Insecta; Diptera; Stratiomyidae
Gene: Amun
Exons: 6
Coding region: 1234-2496 (420 amino acids)
Source: RefSeq, a predicted model, not a curated record
AUUCGUUAGCUCAAAAGUCAAAGCGCGUCCGCGUCGUAAAAUCUACUAUAUUCAAUCCCGUUCCAAGUGGCCGUUUUUCUGUUAUUUUAUGUAGACGUUGUCCGGUGUUUAUUGUUUUGUUUUUUUGUUGCUGACAAAACGCUUUACCUGUCGUAACCCCCGAGCCGAAACAAGGGAGCAAGCCUCCUGUCGCCAGUUUGUGUUGCCUGUAAAUUUUGACUCACGGCCCCGUGUGCUUUCGGAAAAGAGGUCGAAAGUCAGCGGGAAAUCCUCGGUCUAGCGCUUCUGUCCGACAGCCGCGCCAUAAAUCUUCAAGUGAGACGCGAGGCUUCGCGGAAAAUUUUAAGUGAAGCGAGAAAAAUCAACUUCUGCACAGUCGCCGCGAAAUAAGGAGCGAUCGCCUGUGGUGCUGAACGCUGCAAGUGUGUAAAAUUCAACCGGCUCAGCUGCGCUUCAGCGACCAGGCCCGCUUUUAGUGUUCCCCCUAAAUCAAUACGGAGUUUGCGGCAGGAACGUGAAAGAAGGGACACGUAUACCCUCGAAGCCCAUACCCGGCGGCAUAUUGUUACCCAUCCGGGUUAUGCUUACAAAGAAACAUCAGCGGUGGCCGCGUAACUUAGGCGCGUUCCUGUGUUAUCGUCGGGUCUCGUGCGGGCCAUCUUAGUGCGUGCAUCAUAAGAAAUACGGUGGUCGGCAGGUGCUCAAACUAGGAUCUUGCCGUCUAUGCGUAACCGACCCAGGCACAAUCUUAUUGUUUCGCUUGAAGAACUUUUAAUCUAAUCACUACGUUGCGAAUCGCUUUGGUCCGUCGCCUCUUGUGGACGCGAACGGGUUUUCAGUACAAUAUAUUUCUCAGGUAGUAUCCCCGGUAAUAGAAAACAAGGAAAAACGGAGAUUGUAUUGUCAUAACCCCAAAACGUGCGAAGAGUCAGUCGAGGAAAACCUUGUGAGGGAUCUGUGCGCGCUGUGGUUACGCUGGAAGGAAAGGGAUAGACAACGGUCGGAACAAUCGAACAGAAGCCAAACAAGGGAGAGCGACAACACAGCACACAACACUGCAAUAUAUAAACAUAAAGAGCAGGCAGGCCGCCAUUGCUCAAGUGUAUUGAAGCGUCCGUACGUAACUGGCGAGCAUUCCUAGUGAUAUAUAUACACAUAAGGUGCUCUACAUAAGCAACUGCGUGCGUACGAUCCGGCAUCUACAAAACUGAGAGUCGAAGUAAAUUUUUCAAAAUGGCCUCUGUUAAAGAUACAGCAUCGUUUUUCGCUUACGGGAAUUCCAAGCAAUUUGACUACUGCCUGAAACUAUAUCCGGAAGUUCUGAAACUGAAGGCCGAGAAACGUUGUAAAAAGCCAGAGGAAUUAAUACGCUUAGACGACUGGUAUCAAAAUGAACUGCCCAGAAGAAUUAAACAGCGAGGAAAGGAUGCACACAUGGUACAUGAGGAGCUUGUGCAAACGAUGAAAUGGAAACAAUCACGGGGAAAAUUCUAUCCUCAACUUUCAUAUUUGGUUAAAGUCAAUACGCCACGUGCUGUUAUGCAAGAAACAAAAAAGGCGUUCAGAAAACUACCGAAUUUAGAACAAGCAAUAACAGCAUUAUCAAAUCUAAAGGGUGUUGGAACAACAAUGGCAUCGGCGUUAUUGGCAGCUGCAGCACCGGAUAGUGCACCAUUUAUGGCAGAUGAAUGCUUAAUGGCUAUACCGGAAAUUGAGGGUAUCGAUUAUACAACAAAAGAAUAUUUGAAUUUUGUACAGCAUAUUCAGUCUACCGUUGAACGUCUCAAUUCGGAAAAGGAUAGUGUUACGUCAUGGUCACCGCAUCGUGUGGAGUUAGCUUUAUGGACACAUUUCGUGGCUUCCGAUUUAAAACCAGAAUUGCUGGAAAAUUUACCGCCAGGCUCGCAUCAUCCAGCGUUAGGUUUUGGGGGUGGAACUGGUACCAUUAACAAUAGUACGACAAACGGAGUUAACGACGCUGACCAAGAUGAUUAUGGCGAUGUACCCGCUAAUACACUCACACCGCCACCAACUAAUGACUCUACAAUAACGGCGGCCAACGUAAACAAUGAUGCAGAAACAGAAGCAACACAAAAUACGAAUUCGUCUUCAUCAUCAUCGUCUACUACGUCAUCGUCUUCAUCAUUAUCACCAAAAUCAAAUUCUGCAAAUCGAACAGUUACAUCCACAAGUACCACAACAUCAUCAGGUGUAGCAACAGCUACCGAUUCAUUACCAUUGGAGAUAUCCGAUGAAAGCAAUCUGGAACCUCCAGCGUCGAACGGUAAUAAUGGAAAUGGUGCAUUGGACAGUUUAGAUGAAAGUACACGAUCGGAAGACAGUCUGGAGAAGCCAGCAACUCCGGCAACCAUUGCCAAUGACGAGACGAUUGACAGUGAUUCAGUGAGCAGCACUAAACGGUCAUUGGAUUGCGAUAGUUACGAAGAUCCAAAUGAGUGCAGCCAGCCAGAGAUGAAGAAGGUACGAAGUAAUUGAUAGAAAAGAAAGCAAAAAAAUAUUAAAGACACAAGUAGUUGAAAUAAAAAAAAUAAAGUAUGAAAAAGAAAUAAUAAUUACAUUAUAAAGAGCAGUAUAAUGAAAGCAUGUGUUUAACGAUUAAGAAUGUGAAAUUCAGAUUUAAGGAUAAAUUUACAGAAGGUCUACCUAAAUUCUCAGCAACUACAUGAUUAACAUAACAAUACAUAUAAACAUUUAGAGGCAAGAAAACAAAGAAUAAUACCGGGAGAAUAGAGAUUAGCUGUGUGCGCUGUAACUUCCACAUAACAAUGUGCUGGAAACAAGAACGCUUCUAGUUACAAUGAGGACGUAGGGAAAGAUUCAUGAAUCCUUCUCGUGAGGACACUAUCGUAACACGAAGUAAUUUGAUCGCUGAUAAUGGGUUGAGACCUAUGCAUUAUCACAAAAGAUGUGGGGAGUAGGAUGGAAAUGUAAGGCAUGAAAUUCAAACAAACCUUUUAUUGUCUCGAGGUUGCGAUCGUCGAGGAAAGACAAAAUGAAAGGCAGAAAAUUAAAUCAUUCGGUUGGAAAGACUAGUUUUAAGAAGAAAAAGGUAUAUAUAAUUAAAGUAAUUGUGAAGAUGCAAACUAACUAUGAAGCGGAAGAGAAAAAAGUCGGGAUUGCUAUUUCAGAUGUUAUUUUAAUUUUUUGUCUUCUUUCCCUGCAUUUAAAGUUGUAGAAUUUCCUUCUGUAAUCAUUAGAUAGACUUAUUGCCUACAAAUCAUGUAUUAGACUCGGUUGACUGCCGUUGUUUCAUCUAAGAACGUAAAGGCAUCUCUAGACUGUAAUUCAAAGUGAAACCCGGAGAGGGUCACAUGGAUACACCACAUAACACACCUAGAACAAAAAUCACAUACAAUAAGAGCGAAAUUGGCAUAUGAAUCAAAGAUAGCUCGGGGAAAUGCAUAGAAUAAUUUUAAAAUGAAAUUUACAGCGAAAGAAGGGCAAAUUUAUUUCUAUCAGGAAUAGCCUCCCAGUUAUUUUAGGUAAUAUUUUUUUCUUAAUUUGUAAUUCUUACCUGCGGAUAGACUUUCCAAUUAGUAUCGUCGUCCUAAAAAAAUUUUGUCCCACUUGUAGGGAGAAUAAGGUAAAAAUUUAAACAGUUUGAUAUAGAGACAGGGGGUUGUAACAUAGAUGAUGAAUUUCGCCUCAUUUGAGUCGCAUUUAAAGAUUAUUCUAUCCAAUUUAUGAUUAUGGCUUCGACUAUGGAUGAAGAGUAAAUUAAAUGCCACAUACACUUUGGGAUGAAUACAACCACCCUUCCAGAUAAGUUUAAAGGGGAGUUUAUUUUUAAGAUAACUUUAGUUCUUUGGUUUUUCUUCCUGUUGAUGAAAUACAUAAAUGCAGAGGAUUAUAUGUGAAUCACACAAUUCUUGACCAUUUAGCUCUUACUUGGAACAUUUUAAUUUUCUAUGAACGUUUUUGUAUAUUUAAGUAUAAAGCAAAAAUAUUUAUUGUGUCUUGUAAGUAGAGAAAAAGGAGAAAAUAGUAAGUAAAAAUAUAGAAGAGAUAAUCUAAAGAAAACGAAAGAUAGUCGUUGAAUAUUUUUAUAUGCACUUGGUUCAUGACGGCGAUGGCCGUAGUUUUCUUGACAUUAAAUUACUUGGAAUGCAUAUUUGAAGCUGAACACUGGAUUCCGUGUUAGGCAGCAGAAAUCAUUUAUAGUACAGAUGAGCAUAAAAACCUUCAUAUUUUCUCCACUUUAUUUUGAUUAUCCCAUAUUUAUUGUGCGUUAUGCAUUCCUUAGCGGAGAAGUGAGCUACAUCUGGUUAAAAGUACGAAGAAAAGUGUGUCCACGUCUUCAUGAAACUUGUGUGUCGUAAAGGUAUAUAUAUAUAUAUACAUAUAUAGUGGCGGUAAAAAAGUAGCAGUGCCGACUUCAUGAACUUCCUCUUUUAUAUAAAUUGUAUGCGAUCCCCGACUUCUAAGCGAAAACUUCACGAUACCUUUUACGUCCAAAAGAGAUAAAACCUGUUUUUGGAUCAUAGAUUUUAAUAGUUCUUUUUUUUUUUUGGAGUUGAUUAUAGUUUCAAUCAUUUUAGCUGAACAGGAAAGAAGGCCCUGAAUAUUUUUUUUUGUGUUUUAUCCUCCUUGAUCAGCUUCCUUGUCAAAUUUCCCUUCUCGAGAGUAUAAUGUGGCCCAAGUCCCACUUUUUCAACCAGAAAAUUUGACUUGUUAUCUCUAUUAUCAAAAAUGACCAAACUUACAGUCUGUUAUAAAGAAGGACACUCUGCUAUUAUUUUUACCACACUGAAUGACUCCUUUUUAACAAAUUCAUUUUGACAUAAGUGGGAAGCUAUAUAUGUAGUAUAUAUAUAUUUAUUGGUUUUUAGAGGUACGUUUUCUUUCGAUUCCAUAGGGAAGCGGACACACGAGAGGUUUCGUUCAUCCUUCUCAUAAAAUUCUUAAAUUUAUUAUAUUUUCCAUGUCCAAUGUCAUUUCACGUUUAUCCGAUAUUUUUUUAGUUUUUCCCUUGGCGUUUAUUAUAGUUUUUAUAUUAUUCUAUUUCUAUAUUUAAAUUGCAAAGAACUUUUUUUUAACUUGUGUUAGUUUUUCUUCGUAAUUAAAAAGUAAAGAAAAAGUACGUAUUUUAUAUUUUGUACGCAAACCAGACAAACAACAAAUUAUAUAUAUAAUGCAAAAAAGAAAUUAAGAAGAUACAUACAAAUCCUUUAUAAUUGAAGCGAGUAAAUAAAGAACAGCAGAGAAAAAUUGAAUAAU